Lethenteron reissneri (Far Eastern brook lamprey) is the source of this 2272-nucleotide messenger RNA. Its product is annotated as SAM pointed domain-containing Ets transcription factor-like. The record is from RefSeq and is a predicted model, not a curated record. Gene Ontology annotation, biological process: cell differentiation; regulation of transcription by RNA polymerase II. NCBI's taxonomy places the organism in Eukaryota, Metazoa, Chordata, Hyperoartia, Petromyzontiformes, Petromyzontidae. Gene Ontology annotation, molecular function: sequence-specific DNA binding; DNA-binding transcription factor activity, RNA polymerase II-specific. Gene Ontology annotation, cellular component: nucleus.
CUACUGGCGGACCUCCUCCUCCUCUAAAAAACUCCUCCAGUGCUCGGGGCGUUAUUAUCAUCUAGAGAGCGACAGUUGUGCUACCUCCGCUCUAUCCAGACCCCUCCACCCCCCUCCCCCACCCACAAGUUGACGGUCCAAGGCGUCUCCAGUUGAAGGUCACUCAGUGCCUCAUCCAGAGACGUCCGUAGCUGGGAGACGAUCUCAACCACAGAAUCACCCAGCUGUCGCGCCUUCUCAUCCAGAGACCGCUUUCUCUGGCAGCUUCUCAUCUCAAUACACCUCCGGCAUGAGAGAGACCUUCACUCGAGUGAUAAUCUCAUCAAAAAGCAUCUGCGGGACCUCUUCACUCAAAGACAUCUCCACCCGUGGGAUCUUCUCAACCAGAGACAUCUCCGGCCGGGCACCUACUCACGCGGCCUUCGCUGCGUGACCCCGUGACCCCCACAGUGACCCCCACAGUGACCUGACGCGCUCCUCUGGGUGUGCCAACCGGGCCAAGUGCCCCCCCCCGGGCGGCCCCUCCUUCCCAGCGAGGAGAGAAGCCCCCCCCCCCCGCCACCACCGCCUCCCCCCCCCAAAAAAAACUCCGCCGCGUCUCAUGAACGGCGACAGCGACGACCCGGGAUCUCUGUACCCGGACCCCGCGCCCCUCUCGCCGCUUCAGGAGGAGCUCAAGGGGCUGGUGGCGCGCGGCGACCCCGCGGGCCUCGCCGACAUGGAGGCGUUCCUGCACCACGGGGGGCCCUUCUCCUGCAGCCAGGGCCUCCACGACCCCGCAGAGUCCCCCGCUCCGCUCCACGACGGGCCCUACGGAGGGGGGGCCUCCUCGCCGGGCCUCCGCGGGGGCCUCCAGUGCCCCCCGCCGGCGCUGCAGGGAUCGUUGGGGUCCCACGACUCCCCCCAGAUGCAGCUCGCGUCCCCGCAGGGCCUCAUGCACGAGGACCCCCGGGGCCCCGCAAAGCCGCUGGAAGCGCAGUCGCUUGGGCUGCACGACUCGGCGGCUUCGCUGCUGGACCUCGGAGAGCUGGACAAGAGCAUGGGACACAUGCAGGCGCUCAUCAUCCGCGAGGUGGUCAAGGACAUCGAGGUGGCCUGCUCGCUCCUCCACGUACCCGCAGACCCCGAGUCGUGGUCGUGCCGCCACGUGGACAAGUGGCUGGCGUGGAGCGUGCACCAGUACGGCCUGGGGCCCCUGUGCCUCGACUUCCUGCGCAUGGACGGCGCGAGCCUCUGCCGGCUCAGCGAGGAAGACUUCCGCCUGCGGGCGUCGCGCGCCGGGGAACUUCUCCACGCGCACCUCGACGUCUGGCGCUCGGCCGCGCGAUUCAACUCCUCCCCGGGGCAGAUGUACCUGUCGACGGGAGCUCCAGGCGCCUUCGACUACUUGGCGGAGGAGCUGGGGCCCUCAGACGCCGACCUGGGCCUCCAGGGGCUGGCCGACCUGCCCGGGGGCGAGUCCCCCCAAAGCCUCGGGGGGGGCGGGGCUGGGAACCCCCUCUCCGCGGGGGGCACCUGGGACCCCGAUGCACAACCCCAUGGCGAGGAGGGCGGCUUCCCCGGGGGACCUGGGAUGGGACCCCCCCUCGACUUGGGCCGCGCGCUGCCCAGCCCCGCGAUGAUCACUCCCAACCACACCGCGAGCAUUCACCUUUGGCAGUUCCUCAAGGAGCUGCUGCUGCAGCCCGAGGCCUACAGCCACUGCAUUCGAUGGAUCGACCGCGAGAAAGCCAUCUUCAAGAUCGAGGACUCUGUGGAGGUGGCGCGACUGUGGGGCAUCAGGAAGAACCGCCCCGCCAUGAACUACGACAAGCUGAGCCGCUCCAUCCGCCAGUACUACAAGAAGGGCAUCAUCCGCAAGACGGAGAUCUCCCAGAGGCUCGUCUACCAGUUCGUGAAGCCCGUGUGAGCGGCCGCCAGGCACGCCGACUCUGACCCUCGGGGAUGAUGACUCCAAACACUGGGGACCACCGACUGCCGACAUCAGGGGGCUAUCCAGUCCAAGACAUCUUGGGGCCACCGACUCCUGACCAAAGUGGGCUCCAACAUUGUGGCGUAGCGGGUCGAUAAACAGACACACAGCCGGUUAGACAGACGGACAGACAGUCAGGCAGUCAGUCAGGCAGUCAGGCAGGCAGGCAGUCAGUCAGACGAGUCAGACAGUCAGUCAGUCAGACGAGACAGUCGGACAAGGCAGACUGCCCUCGCGUUGAAACAAAAGCACUUUCCCUGCUGCAGGGACCCUGCGGAGCCACGCGCUCCCCUCACCCCC